AUGCCCGUCGCCGCCCUCCUCAGCAACGGCACCUACACCCAGGUCGUCACCGCGCUCACCACCUACUGCCCCGAGCCCACCGUCAUCUACCACGGCGAGCACACCUACACCAUCAAGGAGCCCAUGACCUUCACCAUCACCGACUGCCCCUGCACCAUCACCCACACCGGCCCCGCCCCUACCGGCGUCGCCCCGAGCCCCGACUGCCCGGCCACCUGCGCCGCCGCCUACGACAAGUGCCGCAGCGCUCCCGACGCCAACCGCGCCUCUUGCGCUGCCGAGUACGCCGGCUGCCUCGGCUACAGCCCCUACGGCCCCGAUGGCUCCCUCGUUACCCCCACCGCUUGCUCCGGCACCGCCGCGGUCCCCACUGGAACCGCCGUCCCUACCAUCGUGACCGGCACCGCCCCGCCUACCGCGCCCUCCGGCCCUGAGUGCGCCGCCGCCUGCGCGGACGACUACAACAAGUGCCGCAGCGCUCCCGACGCCAACCGCGCCUCUUGCGCUGCCGAGUACGCCGGCUGCCUCGGCUACAGCCCCUUCGGCGCCGACGACUCCCUCGCCACCCCCACCGCUUGCUCCGGCACCGCUACCGCCGUCGCUCCCACCGCCACCGCUGUCCCCCCCAUCGCGACUGGCGUCGUUCCCCCCGCGACCCCUACUGGCGCCGCUUGCGUUGCGGGCUGCAACGACUCGUACAACAAGUGCCGCAGCGCUCCUGAUGCCAACCGCGCGAGCUGCGCUGCUGAGUACGCUGGCUGCCUCGGCUACAGCCCGUUCGGACCUGAUGGUUCGCUUGUUACCCCCACUGCUUGCUCUGCUUCUGCUACGGGUGCUGUACCUACUGCUACUGCGAAGCCUUUGCCUUCUGUGGUUCAGGUUGCGUCUGCUGGACGUGCAUCUUUCGGUGUCGCUGUUGCGGCUGUGUGUGGUCUUGUUGCCCUUGCUCUCUUCUAA
Colletotrichum phormii is the source of this 957-nucleotide messenger RNA. RefSeq lists its product as uncharacterized. The record is from RefSeq and is a predicted model, not a curated record. The transcript has a single exon. The coding region runs from base 1 to 957 and encodes 318 amino acids. NCBI's taxonomy places the organism in Eukaryota, Fungi, Ascomycota, Sordariomycetes, Glomerellales, Glomerellaceae.